Prorocentrum cordatum is the source of this 330-nucleotide messenger RNA. The record is from the annotation of a GenBank genome assembly. Lineage: Eukaryota; Dinophyceae; Prorocentrales; Prorocentraceae.
AUGCAGAUUUUCGUGAAGACGCUGACAGGCAAGACAAUCACCCUGGAUGUGGAGGCCAGUGACACCAUCGAUAAUGUCAAGGCGAAGAUCCAGGACAAGGAGGGCAUCCCUCCGGAUCAGCAGCGCCUGAUCUUCGCAGGGAAGCAUGUAGUGCUCUUGUUUGAAGAGGAGUUCCUGUCUAGAUGGGGACUGCUCUCGCAAUGGACGUUCAGGUUUGGCUGUCUGUUGCUGAUGCGAUCAUUCAGGGCUUGGGACCAUCCCCAUUUAUCCAGCUUUCUGCGGAACCCUUCGCCUCCGUGCUUGUAUACCGGCGCAGCAGGACGGAGUUGA